Priapulus caudatus is the source of this 3952-nucleotide messenger RNA. RefSeq names its product poly [ADP-ribose] polymerase 1-like. Bases 35 to 2839 code for a protein of 934 amino acids. NCBI's taxonomy places the organism in Eukaryota, Metazoa, Priapulida, Priapulimorpha, Priapulimorphida, Priapulidae. The transcript is spliced from 24 exons. The record is from RefSeq and is a predicted model, not a curated record. Gene Ontology annotation, molecular function: zinc ion binding; DNA binding; NAD+ poly-ADP-ribosyltransferase activity.
AUCCUAAAAGAACACCCUUGCGACCUUGCCUAUUAUGAAAAUCCAGUCGCCGCAUUUUGAUGGGAAGAUACCAAACUGGUACCACUUUGGCUGUUUCUGGGAAAGAGCAAAAGUUGGUGUUCAUACUGACAUUGCUCAUUAUGAUUCCUUGCGUUGGGAUGAUCAACAAAAGAUCAAGGAUAAGAUUUCAGGUGGCGGUGAAGGAAAUGAGGAGCAGGCAGCAGCAACACCAAAGGAUGAUUUUUCCGUGGAGUAUGCCGCAUCGAGCCGGGCUAAAUGUAGAGGCUGUGACGAUAAGAUUGAGAAGGGUGUGGUAAGAAUCUCAAGAAAGGAGAUAGGGUUCCGUGGACAGCCUCAGGAUAAGUGGUAUCAUGUCACCUGUUUUGCGGAUGAAGCUGGAAACUUAGGUUUCACUUAUUUAGCUGAUGACUUGAAUGGCUUUGGGAAGCUAAAACCGGAUGACCAGAAGUUAGUGCGGGAAAAGGUUGGAACAGGCGAAGGCAAAAGAAAGAAGCCGAAAAAGGAAAACGUGCAGGAAGCCCCAAAGAAGGAAGAUAAUGCUGAGCAAAAGCGGCUGAAGGAGCAGAGUGAGAAGAUAUGGAAGAUGAUUGACAAGCUAAAGACGUUCCCGACGAAGCACCGCCGUGAGCUCCUAGAGUACAAUAAGCAGGAUCUGCCCUCCGGUGAGAGCAAGGUUCUGGAUCGGCUCGCCGACUGCAUGGUGUUUGGUGCGUUGAAGCGUUGCCCAGAGUGCGAGGAUGGACAGCUGGUUGUGGCAGGAGAUGGGUACCAUUGUAGUGGCAAUGUGUCUGGUUGGACAAAAUGCAUGUACACAACGAAAAAACCUAAGCGCAAAACAUUCAAGAUCCCUGAGGAGUUGGCUGAGAUACCAGUUCUGGAGAAGUACAAGUGCGUGAUAACUGAGCGUGUCUUCUCGAGUAACCCAGCAGUAUCACACGGAAAACCACUAAAGAACAUGAAGUUUGUUCUGAUUGGUAAGAAUAUGACAAAGACGAAGGACGUUUUGUCUAAGAGCAUAGACUACCUGGGAGGCAAGGUUGUCACUCAGAUCGAUUCGUCUGUGACUGCUUGUAUCAGUGCUAAAGACGAUGUUGAUAAGAUGAUAAAGAAAGUUGCUGAGGCAAAGGAGGCGAACAUCACUGUUGUGUCGGAGGACUUUGUUGAUGACUGCAAGCUGAAAGGCGACCUUGUCAGUGCCAUCAAGCAGUACAAGAUUGCACCAUGGGGUCCUGAGCCAGAGACUCUAGUGUCUAAGGAGCAAGCCAGUGCCGCAGAGGGGAAGUCUGGAGCUAAGGAAAAGAAAGCAGUACGGGACGAUCGUAUAUGGACUAAAUCCAUGCCAGAGACAAUCAAGAUGAAAAUCAAAGGUGGGGCUGCAGUAGACCCGGAUUCAGGUCUGAGCCAUAAAGCACACGUGGUAGAACAGAAAGGGCGCCAUUUGACGGCUGUGCUUGGUUUGGUAGAUGUUGUGUCAGGAGCCAAUUCCUACUACAAGCUGCAGGUUUUGGAGGAGGAUAAGAGCCACAGAUUCUAUGUGUACCGGUCUUGGGGACGUGUUGGAACAACUAUUGGUGGAGACAAGUUAGCUGCGAUGCCAAAGCAGGAGGCUAUUGCUAACUUCAAGGCUGUCUAUGAAGAGAAGUCUGGCAACCAAUGGGGACAGAAGACAGAGUUUGUGAAAUAUCCGAAAAAGUUCUACCCACUCGAGAUGGACUAUGGGCAGGAUAAAGUGGAGAUAGCAAAACUGAGUGCUAAUUCAAGUUCAAAGCUUCCAAAGUCAGUACAGGAUCUGAUUCGUCUCAUCUUUGAUGUGGAAAAGCUCAAACAGGCUAUGCUGGAGUUCGAAAUCGACCUGAAGAAGAUGCCACUUGGAAAGCUGUCAAAGAAACACAUUCAAAGUGCUUACAAAGUUCUAACAGAGGCUCAGGAGCUGAAAACUUCGGGUGGUUCACCGACACAGUUUCUAGAUGCGUCUAACCGCUUCUUUACACUCAUUCCACACGACUUUGGAAUGCGAAAGCCACCUAUACUAGACAGCGAAGUGCUGAUCAAGGAGAAGUGUGAGAUGCUGGAUAACCUUCUGGAGAUUGAGAUUGCAUACAGCAUGCUGAGCACAGCCUCUGGCAAGGCAGACAAGGAUCCGAUUGACGCCUACUAUGACAAGCUCAAGUGCAAAAUGGAGGUUUUGGAUAAGACGGCCAAGGAAUUCAACACAGUGCGGGACUAUGUGAAGAACACGCAUGCAGCAACACACUCACAAUACAACCUGGAGAUUACUGAUGUGUUCAAGACUAAGCGGGAAGGCGAGGCACAGCGCUACAAGCCAUUCAAGCAGCUACACAAUCGUCAGCUGCUAUGGCAUGGCUCUCGAGCAACUAACUACGCUGGUAUCCUGUCCCAGGGGCUGAGGAUUGCACCGCCAGAGGCUCCUGUGACUGGCUACAUGUUUGGCAAAGGACUCUACUUUGCAGACAUGGUCUCCAAAAGUGCAAACUACUGCUGCACAUCUGCUACUAGUCACACUGGUUUGCUGCUCCUAUGUGAAGUGGCACUAGGUAACAUGCAUGAGAAGAAGCAGGCAGAGAUGGUAACCAAGCUACCGAAAGGAAAACACAGCACCAAAGGUUUGGGUCGUACGAUGCCCGACCCUAAAGCGAAAGUGACCCUGCCGGAUGGAGUUGAGGUACCCCUAGGAAAGCCAACAGAAAGCAACAUAAAAGACACGAGUCUCCUAUACAACGAAUACAUCGUCUAUGACACUGCACAGGUGAACAUAAAGUACCUUCUGAGGUGUGAGUUCAAUUACGACCUGUGGUAGGUGCAAACCAAAGAUACAUUCCAGGUAUAAAGGCCAAGUACUGGUCGACGAUAGAGCUGACACAAUUGAGGAAUGCAUGUUGUUUGUCAUGAUUUAUGAUUGUAUGCAGGAUACAAGUUUAUUACGUUGCACUCGCGUGUAUGCCUUCUUAUGACGAGCUGUUCUUCGUUGAUGAUUUUUCAACGCACCUAUUUGUUAGUUUCUGUUCAAGAAAAAGAAGCAGUAGCCUUGCUGAAAUCCAGAAUAAUAUUAUCGUGUCCAUUGCUACAAUAUACACAUUAUAGCAGAACUGAUGAAAAUAUAUAAUCAUGUAUGCUGUAUAUAGUAUUCAUGAAUGCAGUAUACUGUGUACUGCAUGCACACUGAAUGCUGCACUUUUGCUAGUAAUACCAAAAAUUCAACAGGACAGACAAACAGGUUUCAUUAUAUUAUGUUAAAAGUUAGUUUGUUAUAGUUAGUGUUAAGGUAUAUAUUAUAUAUACAGUUCAACUUUAUUCUAAGACAAACACCGGUAAUCGAAGAUUUAGGUAAAAAAUAAGUUUAUGUAAGUUUGCUUUAUAUAUCAAAAUCAGUAUGAAUCUCAUUUCAUAUUAGUAUUAUAAAAGAACUUUACAGCAGGACUUGACCAGUAUUGAUAGUUGCUAACAUUAUGAUAUUCUUAUUUUAAUAUAGGUCUUAAAUACAGAAAUUAUGAAUACAGUAUACAUUAAUAAUUUUAAUGUAGAGUAUUUUGACCAGCUAUGUUCAUACACAUUAGGAGCACAGGCCAAUUUAUUAAUUCACAUAAUUGAUAAGUAUUUUCUUAAAUAACAGACUAGUGUACAUUUUUCCAACAGACUUUGGUACAUACCAAUUAGUACCUUGUCGGUUGUCACUGCUAAAAAACCACAUAUCAUGAACAGAUAUUCGAAGGACAAAUAUAAACACUCCCAAUAUUAAACACUAUAAAAUAUAACAACUUGUGUUAGUGCAAAGUAAGUAGUCCUUUCUUAUAUCAUUUGGUUACAAAAGGUGUACUGUAUUACUUUACAUAUCGAGAUCACUGCCUCCUAAUUCGUUUAUGUGACAGGUUGUGUGUGUGUAAAAAGUACAAAUAAAGGUUUGUAUACAUUA